Pseudo-nitzschia multistriata is the source of this 2502-nucleotide messenger RNA. The record is from the annotation of a GenBank genome assembly. Lineage: Eukaryota; Bacillariophyta; Bacillariophyceae; Bacillariales; Bacillariaceae.
AAUAAUUUAAAAUAAAAUAUGAUUCCAAAAUACCAACAUCAUACCGUGGCAAGCAGGGGUCGAGUGUGCUCUCCAGACAUCACUAAAUAAUGGUCACCAGAUCUUAUUUUGUUUUACAAAGCACUGAGAUUACGUCUGAUUUUUAAAACCUUGACAUCCCCCAACGAUACUUCUGUGCGAUACCGUUCUGUGAUCCAAAAAAAGAAAGAUAGUUUUUCGUCUCAGUUGUUACAUCCAGUGUGAAUCAGAAGUUGACAUCUUGUACUCACAAAAAAUCCUUUUAACGUCAACAAUGUUCUUUCAAAUUUCUCUCGGUUUCGUAAUCGCUCUGCUGGCCAAAGGUAUGGUUGUAGACAGUUUUGUAUUGAGCAAUGAUGCUUGUGUUCAUGGAGGUGAUCUCAACUGAGCGUCUAAAAAGUAUUCAAUAAUGCCUCUGCUAACAAUUCUUUUGGUCAUCUCCUCUUCUCAGGCGAUGUGCCCAAGGCAGACUACUACUAUCACCAACCAGACUUAUCCCCCGCAAUGUGGGUGUUCGGAACACAKGGUAUCUUCAUUUACAAUGAAGAUGGUUCUGAAUUGAAGAAGCACCUUCCCGCCGAGGAUAUCUGCCUUCCGAUCACAGAUGAAGAGACCGGGGAAUCCAGCCACUCUUGUGCUUGGAGAGGUGUCGUUUCAGAUGGAUCUAACAAUGUAUGGGCGACCAAUACGAACGCUGGUUCAUUUGUUGAAGUCUUCAACAUAGACCGAGGUAUGCACGUUGCGACUCUCCCUACAUGUGGAUUUCCUUGGAAUAUCGAUUUCAAUCCUUUGAGAAACGAAGUCUGGGUUCAUUGCUGGUCCCCAAAGGAAGAACUUGGUGACGAAGGACAUAUAGAUGUAUUUUCUACUGCGGCCUUGAGUUUCAACAUGGACCAGAUUGCCCUCGGUGAGCUCCAGGUUCAUGGUCAUGGAACGGUUGUGACCGACUCCUCGAUGCCCAACAUUGUCUACGGUAACACUCUUGACGCCCCUAUUUUGUUCGAAGUCGAUGCGAACACCAAGGAGGUCUUGAAUGAGCACGUAAUCCCAGAGGUAUCAGGUCUUUACCGCAUGGAAUUCUCUCAUAGAAACAGUCAUAUAUUCAUGAGAGGUUAUGUUUGCUGCUCUUGUGGUUUCGAGGGCUCGGAUCUAGGCAUGGAAUGUGGUAGAGGCUCCCCGAAAUUCGUUGAUGUGGUAACAGGACCGAACCAGUAAGUCACUAUCGUUGGGAUCCGUUACGAAAAAUGAUAGACGAAAGAAAAAUGUGCUUUGUACUCAAUAUUGCAUUCAUACCUUUCCUUGGCCGUAUAGGGCGAAAAAUGUGACCGGAAAAUGCGGGCAUAGUUGUGAAGGCUCCCCAGCUGAUGUUUUAGGCGUCUUAGAAUGGGAUACCAAGACCAAUGAAAUCAUUGAUUACCACUUGAAUAGUCUUGGCUAUGCUGCAGAUCCAUACAUCGAUCCUAGCGGUAAAUAUCUGAUCAUGUUGGCAAAUGACGGUGGAAGGGAAGCCACAAUCAUAAAGACCGGGAAAAACGGAGAACCUUCGGAACAAAUUGGAGUUGUAGAGACUGGUUUUUCCGAUCAAGAUGGCGAAAAAGGUAUUUGGGAUGUCUGUUUCAUCGAAAUGGAGGGCUACAAUAUUGCCAUCUUUGUCUCCACAUUGUCUAACUUUGUGGUCCUAGCCGAUAUGAGUCCACUUGAGAGAGGCGAAAAGAUCACCACUGAACGAAUCUGGCUCGUCGACGACCAGAAUGCUGAGGUAACAUCCAAUCAUGGUAGAGGCGCACGUCGAAAUUGUGCUUGGGCAUUUGGCUCCCCUUAUGUAUGGGUCGAUGCAGGGAAAACCGAGGAGGUUCAUAUUCUUCAGCUCAACAACGAUGGCGGAAAACCCACUGCGAAGAGGAUCCGCAAUGUCGUCGAUACCCCAUCUCGCUUCUUGUCCUGGGUAUCCAACCACCGCGACGAGAAAAUGUUAGCUAAGGUGCAGGCCAAUGCCAAAGCAGCACAACCAAUGAUGGACCCUCUUUCGCCAUUAAGUGCUUUUUCAGCCGAAAACAAUAUGGGAAUAGAUUUAAGUAAUACCCAGGGCGCUAGCUCUAUGGACGUUGCAAUCGCCGCCCUUAUCUUCGGUAUCCUUGCCUUCCUUAUGAAUUUAUUCCUUGUAUUCAAACACAACAACAUGAAUAAAAAGGGUGAUGUCGACGGAAUCGAACAGGAGUCGCCAUUAUCACAAGACGCCAAUCACUAAAUAGUGGUUUGACGGUAGCAAAUGAGAUCAUUAGUUUAUUGUUUGUUGCUUGUUGCUUGCCCAACUAACUUGAAUACCAACACAUAUACUAGACACUAUGAAAAUAUUUUAGUUGACAUCGCCUUUUCUCAAAAUAUCAAUAUUGAAGUUUUUAAUUGCAUCUAGGAAUAUGUGGGAGCCGUCUUUGCGAAACUUGAAAAGCACAUAGCAACAGACAAUAAAUGGCGAGGUAGCUU